Messenger RNA from Sesamum indicum (sesame), 597 nucleotides. The record is from RefSeq and is a predicted model, not a curated record. Lineage: Eukaryota; Viridiplantae; Streptophyta; Magnoliopsida; Lamiales; Pedaliaceae.
GACCUCCCAAUUUCUCUCAAGAACAAAACGCUUUUUUCUCCCAAUUGGUUGAUGAGCCGCUCAAAUUCAAUCGGUUGGGACGUCUUCUAACCCUAAUCAUCAAUUCCGUCUUCCUUUUCCGUCUCCGAUUCCGUCACAGAAGAAGAAGACAGACGUUCCAAGGGGGAGAUGGGGAAGUAUGCGGAGCUUUUGGAUGCGGGUGUUAGGAUUGCUUGCAGAUUCCAUUCUCACUGCCCCCAGACUGCCCGGAUGUAUUACCACCCUCCACCGCCCAAUGACGACGCCCACCACCACCAGCAUGAUGGGGUCUCCACCGGCGGCGCUACGAAGGAGGAGGCUGCGGCUCUGCUGGGGCGGUUUGGGUCAAUGGGUGCUGCCCCUGCCCGGAUUGACAUCACUGACUUCAUUCUUUAUACUAUUGCCUGAUUCAACAUAAAGAUAAACGAUUGUUAGACCUUUUACUUGCAGAUGCUGUAAAAUCUCUUAAAGGGAUUUUGAAAUUUUUGCCCUUUUUUCUAUUAUUUUCUUGGCACACAAAUUCAAGAUUCAAUUUUCCCUAAAUUAAGAUGUAAUAUAUAUUUUUUGUGGUUUGAUUGA